Sphaeroforma arctica JP610 is the source of this 429-nucleotide messenger RNA. RefSeq lists its product as hypothetical. The coding region runs from base 1 to 429 and encodes 142 amino acids. Lineage: Eukaryota; Ichthyosporea; Ichthyophonida. The transcript is spliced from 2 exons. Gene Ontology annotation, molecular function: GTPase activity; ribosome binding; GTP binding. The record is from RefSeq and is a predicted model, not a curated record. Gene Ontology annotation, biological process: positive regulation of translation.
AUGGCUAAGUUAUCACAUGCGCCCGUUUGGCAAUUUCAAGAGCGAACACUCAACGGUGUCAAAUUCUCGCUCGCACAAGCCCUAACCAAGAGUACUACACACCGCCGCAUGCAACACACCAGUCCGAUAAAGCAAGCAAAGUCGUCUAUCGCCUGUAUACGAGGGGAGGGACCACUUGGAGCGCCACGUCGCACACUAGCCACUGACAGUGGUAAUACACCCACAGGCACAGCAGAGACACCCGUGCCUGUCUCACUCAUACACAAACUUCCCACCAAGAGAGGUAAGGUAGAUAUAGGCACGUUCCCAGUCGAGCGCAUCCGCAACUUCAGCAUUAUUGCGCACGUGGACCAUGGGAAAAGUACGCUGGCUGACAGGCUGCUGGAGAUGACUGGUAAGGUUUGGCACGCAAUCCGUGUCUGCAAGUAA